Messenger RNA from Ilex paraguariensis (yerba mate), 645 nucleotides. NCBI's taxonomy places the organism in Eukaryota, Viridiplantae, Streptophyta, Magnoliopsida, Aquifoliales, Aquifoliaceae. The record is from the annotation of a GenBank genome assembly.
AUGUUGGCAUCUUUCAAAUAUGCAGGGGAAUUUGAUGAUGUUUUGGAUACCAGUAACCGUAAAAGUCUAUCUGGUCCUUCAAAAGAGAUUCAUCUUAGAUAUUGUGAUAUAGAAAAUUCAACUUUCUUGAACUCUAAUGGAUCUGUACCCAUUGGCAACUGUAGAAUGUUACUGGCUAUUGAGAGUUUGACCCUACUGACACCAGCAAGUAAAGCAAUGCUUAUCAGGGACUUAUCAUUAGAGAUUUUUGAGAAGGAUCAUUUGCUGGUUAUGGGACCAAGUGGGAGUGGUAAAACAUCAUUAUUAAGAGCUAUUGCUGGUCUUUGGAGUACUGGGAGUGGAGUAAUCAGAUUCUAUGUGAAAAAUGCAAAAGAUCCUGAACCACCGUUACCUGUAGAUGUGGCUCCUUGUGUAGUAACUGCCUCAGAUGAUGUAUAUUGGGACUUUGGAAGACCCAUAUGUGGAAAUUCAACAAGUGUAUUUUUCCUUCCUCAGAGACCAUAUAUGGUUUUGGGAACACUUCGUCAACAGUUGCUUUAUCCUACAUGGACUGAAGAUUCAGUUUCAAUGUCAGAUACUUCUAAACCCACUGGUAUAACAUCUGAAUUCUAUCGCUAUGUUGUUUUAGCUAAACUAAAUAACUGA